Molecule: messenger RNA, 1672 nt
Organism: Sphaerulina musiva SO2202
Lineage: Eukaryota; Fungi; Ascomycota; Dothideomycetes; Mycosphaerellales; Mycosphaerellaceae
Product: tRNA dihydrouridine synthase
Exons: 1
Coding region: 160-1524 (454 amino acids)
Biological process (GO): tRNA dihydrouridine synthesis
Cellular component (GO): cytoplasm
Molecular function (GO): flavin adenine dinucleotide binding; tRNA dihydrouridine synthase activity
Source: RefSeq, a predicted model, not a curated record
AUUUAUUCAGCCAUCUGUCAUCGCCAUGGCCUGCAUGACCUGAUGACCACCAUCUCCGUCGCCAAUCAGCUAACAACACAAGGUACUGUACCUGCCUACCUACCUGACCUUAGGUAACUGUUGUAUCUUCUCACACCGCUGCCGAGAACGACUGCGCGGAUGCUUCGAGCCAUGGCGAAACGAGUUCCCAUUCCGAAAAAUGGCGUCGAUUACAGAGGCAAAAUCGUCCUGGCUCCCAUGGUACGCAGUGGUGAAUGCCCAUCGCGACUCCUGGCCCUGAAAUAUGGUGCGGACCUCGUGUGGGGGCCAGAGACCAUUGAUAAGGCGCUGAUUGGCACCACGCGGCGCGAAAACCCCGUCACCAAGGCAGUCGACUUCACCAGAAUAUCUUCCAAUGGCGCCAAAAAUCCCACUCUCCAUCCCGACCAACGUGAAAGCGUCAUAUACCGCCUCCAUCCUGAACGUGAGGGCAAGAAGCUCAUCUAUCAAAUCGGAACUGCCAAUCCGGAAACUGCAGUGGAAGCGGCGAAGCUCAUCGCCAAAGAUGUCGCCGGCAUCGACGUCAAUGCAGGAUGUCCCAAACCGUUCAGCACCAGUGGUGGAAUGGGUGCAGCGUUGCUCAAGACCCCCGAUAAACUCUGCUCCAUCCUCCGCGCACUGGUGCAAGAAGUCGGCAUACCCUUCGAGAUUGGCAUCAGCGUGAAGAUCCGCAUCCUGGACACGCCCGAAGAGACGCAAGACCUCGUUCGCAAACUCUGUCAAACGGGAAUCCAUGGCCUGACCGUCCACUGUCGCACUACGCCCAUGCGUCCUCGCGAAGCCGCCAUUCGUGACGAACGCCUUCACGUCGUGCGACAAACCUGCCACGAAGCAGGCGUAUCCUGCCUCAUCAACGGCGACGUGGCGAGUCGCGACGACGCGAUGAAGCUGAUCGAGCAAUAUGGCGUCGACGGUGCCAUGAUCGCCACCGCAGCAGAGACCAACCCUUCCGUCUUUCGAGCCGAGGAAGCAGGUGGCAAGGCCCCGUGGGAACAAGUCGUCCAAGAAUACGUCCAAACGGCACUCGAGGUAGAAAACCGCUUCGGCAACACCAAAUAUCUCCUCGGCCAGAUGAUUCCUGGAAAAGCCGGCGCCUACAAGAAAAUGAUGGCUGCGAAAAGCUACACGGGCAUCGUGGAAGCGCUGGGCUAUUCGGAUCUCGUGAACAUCGCCAAAGAAAUCGAUCAGAGGCUGGAAAUUGGAGCUUUUGAGAAACCUAAAAUGACCAAAGCGGAACGCAAAGCCGCGAACAAAUUGGCGCAAAAGGCGAAAGAGGAGGUGGAAGAUGAGAAGAAGAAGAAUGAGCCUCCUCUCAGUAGUAGUGGUAGUAUUAGUAAAGACGACGAGGAGAGAAUCAAGUUGCAGACCACCGCUGCAGGAAUCAAGCGUACGGCGGAGCAGGCACAGCUCGAUAUGCCGCCUGACAUUGCUCGUGAGCGAGGACCAGGGUCUGUGUCGGAGAGUGCGUCGACGCUGGUCGUGUGAAAAUAAAAAACAUUAAAAUAAAUAGAAAAAGAGAGAGAGAGAGAGAGAGGUGAAAAAGGUCAGGUAGUGGCUGCAUCUUGGUUCACCAAGCGCUGGACAAACCGAGAUGCAGUCAGUCCAGACAAAACGAAACGAAACGAAACGAAGC